AUGGCUGAACACUUGAAAAAGCCCUUCAAAGACAGUCUGAGUGAUAUAAAAGAACGAAUGAAAGAGAAAAGAAAUCAGAAGUGGUCCAGGUUGGGUAAAAUUAGCCAGACAUCUACUAUCAAGCCCAAAAUACCAACCAACAGCUCCAAGCAAAUGAAGAGUAUCCAAGCAAACAACAGAGCUCUCGCUCUGGCUUUGCAAGAAGAAAAGCUCAAACUGAGGGACGCCCAGGCUAUUAUCCUUCAUUUAAGGAAAGACUAUCAAGAUCUGAAGCUUCAGAUGCUUGAUUUGCAGCGAAAUCUUAAGUUCAAGCAAGCACAGGGACUUGAGAAUCAGCAGUCGGCCUUGAAUGAAAUCAUUUCAAAAGUUUCUCAGAACUUACUGGACUCUCUUAAUCUCCUUGGCCCAGCACUGACUUUGUGUUCCAUGGGGGCAAACCAGAGAGUGUCAUCAUCCCUUCCUGGAAAUAUUUCCAGUGUCACAGGACAAAUUCACUCAGUAGCAUCUCCACAGUCUGCUGAUGGAGAUGGUCAAGUCCUUCCACGUGGGAUGGAGACUGAUAGUGCCAGAAAUGAGCUGGCUCAGCCUUUGUCAGGGCUCUGUGAGGAAUCAGACAAUGCCAUUUGCUUAAUCAAAGAAAUUCUUCCCCAUGAGGGGCAACCCUCCAAUUUGCAUCUGAAGCAGCCAGGGGCAGAGCUGGGAAGUGUCUCUUCAGGUGGAGAGGAUGGGUUCACUGAUGUGUUACCAAGAAGCGUGUCCACCAGGCGUCACUUUCCAAAGAUGAGAAACCAGGAUGAAGUCUGCAGGGGUGUCUGGAGCCUUUCAGAAGCACCUGAUUCAACACAAGAGCCUUCUAAACACCGUGAAAUGAGACAUGAGGAGAAUCUAGAGAUGUGUACUGUAGAGAACAUAAACUCAUCUGUUUCUCCAUUCAGUGAAAACAAGGGAGGCUCAGAGAUGGUUUUGAGGCAGAGAGUUUCUGAAACUCCACAGCUCCACUUGAAAAAUAACUCGGAGCUUAAACACCGUGAAUGUAAAGGCAGAGGAGACUCUCACGUUAGGAAAGACAAGCCUCAGGAGCGACUGGAGCGGCCUAGAAGUAUUUCCAGGCAAAGACCAAAAAGAAGACAGAGUAAAGAGACUUGCAAAGAGAAGUCCGAUUUCUUGGGCGAUGCGUACGACUUCGGCUCGGAGGAGCGCGUCCACCUUACACCCUUCCGACAGAAUAAGGGGGAUGACACAGAGGCUGCCCUGGAUGACAAAGAAAACUUAUCUGAACCUAACACCACCGAGUCAAGUGAGAUUGAAGAAGAUUCAGAUGAUAGCCUGUAUGAGCCUUACAAGAACAAAUCAAAGAAGAGGAAAAGUUCAGUGGGCAAGGAAGACACAUCACCAGUUCAUCCAAGGCCCCGGUCUAAAAGGUGUUUGGCGCAGCGUGAGCUGAAGCUCAACAGUGAAAAGGAAACCGACAGCAAUGACUCCAGUGACAAGGCUACUAGGCAGCCUCCUGAGCCUUCUCAUGGUCAUCUUUGUGACGUUACCAAUACCACUUCCUUGCUCCCUGGCACUGGGAGUGCACUGCGAUCGCCAAAACGCAAGCGAAGCUGUACUCUCACUGUGAACUACAAAGAGCCAAGUAUUGUAGGGAAGCUCAGAAGAGGAGAUCCCUUUACAGAUACAAACUUCCUGAAUUCUCCAAUUUUCAAGCAGAAGAAAGAUGCUAAACGUUCUUCCCUGAGGAAAGGCUCCUUGUCCAAAUACAAUGAGAAAUUUGUUGGCUGCCAUUGA
Dryobates pubescens (Downy woodpecker) is the source of this 1788-nucleotide messenger RNA. RefSeq names its product shugoshin 1 (gene SGO1). The transcript has 9 exons. The record is from RefSeq and is a predicted model, not a curated record. Bases 1 to 1788 code for a protein of 595 amino acids. Lineage: Eukaryota; Metazoa; Chordata; Aves; Piciformes; Picidae. Gene Ontology annotation, biological process: meiotic chromosome segregation. Gene Ontology annotation, cellular component: chromosome, centromeric region; nucleus.